This is a messenger RNA of Epinephelus moara (kelp grouper), 1199 nucleotides long. RefSeq names its product P2Y purinoceptor 1-like. Gene Ontology annotation, biological process: G protein-coupled receptor signaling pathway. The record is from RefSeq and is a predicted model, not a curated record. Gene Ontology annotation, cellular component: membrane. The transcript has a single exon. Gene Ontology annotation, molecular function: neuropeptide receptor activity. The coding region runs from base 15 to 1031 and encodes 338 amino acids. NCBI's taxonomy places the organism in Eukaryota, Metazoa, Chordata, Actinopteri, Perciformes, Serranidae.
CUGUCCGGAAGACAAUGAAUAAAACAACUUGUCCUCGUGUCAGCUUUGACUUUACAGGCAGAUUUCUGCCUCCUGUUUACAUCAUAGUCUUCAUCGUUGGUCUGGUAGCUAACGGAUGGGGACUGAAGUCUUUGCUACAGAAAUGGAAGAAACUGGGUAACAUCAAUGUUUUUGUUCUCAACCUUGGACUUGCUGAUAUUUUGUACCUGCUCACAGUCCCAUUUUUGGUGGUGUACUACUUUAUGAAGAGUAAAUGGAUCUUUGGAGACACAUUCUGCAAGAUCACAAGAUUCUGCUUCAACCUGAAUCUAUAUGGCAGCAUCGGGUUCCUCACUUGUAUAAGUGUGUACAGGUACCUGGCCAUUGUCCAUCCAAUGAGAGUGAUGGGAAGAAUAACUGUCACCCACUCUGUGAUCAUCUCAGUCAUGGUUUGGCUGUUGGUGAGUGUUCAAAGCCUUCCAGACAUGUUCUACAUCAAAAGAUACAGCAAGCCAUAUGGAAACAACACUGAGAAAUGUUUCGAUACAACGGAUAACAUCUAUGUUGAGAGUUACCUGAAAUAUACCCUUGGAUGGACAUUCACUGGGUUUUGUAUCCCAUUCCUCAUCACCCUGGGCUGCUAUGGACAUGUGAUUGUUGUUCUCUGCUGCACAAAUACCACUGACAAGGUACUGAAACAGAGAUGCUUGAAGUUGUUGUGCAUCUUGAUUCUUCUCUUCUCUGUUUGUUACAUCCCUUAUCAUGUUUUCAAGAACCUCAACCUCUGGUCAAGAGUUCUGUACAACCAGAAGAUAUGUGCUGAAUGGUCCAAUGGAGUCUACAUUGCUCGUCAGAUAAGCCGCGGCCUUGUGUGUCUGAACAGUGCUCUCAACCCUCUGGUUUACCUCCAUGGUAAUGAGAAUAUUCCUGCUCAGCUCAGACAGAUGCUCCAACAAGCUUGUCCGAUGUUCAGACAUCCAUCUCCAACAAACUCUGGUAAUGCACCCGUUGCACAAAUCACAGAGGACGUUAACACAAGACAAACAUGUUGAACAGUAGGAAAUGAAGAUAUCCCUGCUCAGCUCAGACGACUACUCCAGCAACCUCGUCAAGCUGUCAUGCGGCUGCCCAUCACCCCUAGUCAAGUUGGUGUGAAUUGUCUGAAAUGCGAUUGAAAUUAAACAAUUGUACUGCAUUAUCUGCAGCUUUAACUCAUUAAU